This is a messenger RNA of Suillus fuscotomentosus, 1391 nucleotides long. RefSeq lists its product as uncharacterized. The record is from RefSeq and is a predicted model, not a curated record. Lineage: Eukaryota; Fungi; Basidiomycota; Agaricomycetes; Boletales; Suillaceae. Bases 152 to 1150 code for a protein of 332 amino acids. The transcript is spliced from 13 exons.
GUCAAGCUCCGUAGUACUGCGAUCACUGUGACCUGAACCUAUGUUCCUAAUAAUGAUGUCUACGCCCCCAUCUUAAUCUGCUCCCGGCUCAUAUAUAAGAUAAAAAGCUCACGAUGUACAUUCUGCAGAACCCUUUUCACAUCUCGAACGAAUGGUGACAGAGACGGAGCAUUUGACCAAUGCUUUCGCAGCAGGGAGAAGUCUGCAGAUCCUCGCGGUGCGUCUUUUUCUCGUCAAUACGAGGAUCGUUGAUGAUAAAAUGAAAUACAUGUAUCAUCAGUACAUCUACACGUCGAUGGCUACAUUCUGGGCCUACGAAUAUGUUUGUUCACUGCAACAAGAGUGGACGUUCCUGCAUCGAUCGCGUUGGACCAAGGUAAAAGGCCUCUAUAUCCUUACACGAUAUGUUCCAUUUCUACUCCUCACCACGAAUCUAUAUACGUGCCUCGUCCCAUAUAAUAAUCCAGGUAAAUGUCGGACGUGGGUCAACAUCUGCUCAGGUUUUAGCAUAAUAUUAGGCAUUUGCUCCCAAAGCUUUUUUAUCCUCAGAACGUGCGCGCUAUGGAACAACAAUAGAAUCUUGGUCGUAUUCAUGCUGCUUUUGUCGCAUCAUCCAUCAGCAUUUCCUUUGCUGCUACUGCCACAGCACCAUGUACGCGCUUUCAUAGACACCUUGCUUAUCAUUACCAUUCACCCCACUUUCACAGUUGCAACCAGCCAUAUUCCAGGCAUCACAGGCUGCUACCAAGUUAUGAGCAGUGUCUCACUCUUCAUACCGUUUCUUCUUUACUUUGCGCUUGCACUGGGACUCAUGGCCCUCACACUCAUACGCGCCAUCAAGAGCUGGCAGACGACCAACGGCCAUCUCUAUGUUGUCCUGCUGAAGCACAACAUAUCCUACUAUGCAUGUGGUCUUUUGUUCUCGGUGACGAACAUCUUCACAUCGCUGCUCCUCCAUUACGCAUACCACGCCAUGUUGCAUGACCUCCAGUUUAUUGUUCUUGCAAUCCUCGCCACAAGCAUGCACCGCCAUCUCUGGCAAAUGGACCUGCAUACACACGUGUCUGACGCCAAUGUGCGUUUUCUUUUGUCCGAAUUUUCAACCGCAGAUCGUAUGGCGGAACAUUUUAUUCCAUGGGGCGAACUUUGAGCUGCACGAUGACUGGUGGGGGUUAACUAGAUCGGUUCCGGGAUACGUUCAACUUAUAGGAAUAUAUUUUCUGUCGUGGAAUGUAUUUGGGCGGCUUUGGUAUUUUCAAUACCGAUAGGUGUCAGGCUUCCUCUGCAAGCAAUGGCGAAUCAGUAGAUACCGAUCAGUACUAGUAUUUGAUUGUACUAGUUUAAUCAGAAGUAGGGCCUGACGACGAUGAGAAUCAAUGCAUUGAAUAUGA